CAACAACUAAGUAGGAAUUAAACGAGGGUACUAUGCAGGCGCAAUGCAGUUGAAGUGCUGCAGAUAAAAUUCCUUUUAGGCAGCAAGACUAGCAAUGAAUAUCUGCUUGUAUCAAAGUGGAUCUAAUACUGUUUUUCGAAGCCAUAUUAUAAGCAACGUGAUGGUCAAGUCAAUGUAUGGGUAGGCUUUCUGUAUCACGCGCUCACCACCACUUGGAAAACUCAAAAUUUCCUCAGCUUGUGCCUUAUUGAAACUUGUUCACUUCUGCCAUGUCGACCAGCGUUUCCAAAUCUGUAUGGGAAGGUCGAAUUCCAUUGGCUUUCUCGAUAGAUGGAUCGGAGGCACAGCAUUUCGGAGCCGAGCACACACCAAGUUCCAUAUUUAUAGAAGUACCCCGGACAUCUUAUUUAAUCUUGCUUACAGAGGAGAUUCGAGAUUUGUAUAGAGCAACUGGCUUAACACUUCCAGAUUCAACGGCGGAGAUAUGGUUUGAGUACCAGGGCAAACCUCUUAAAUGGCACUACCCUUUAGGUCUUUUGUAUGAUAUAUUAUGUAUAAGCGAGCCGUCAUAUCUGCAAAUGGAAGAUACAAAAUCAAUACCUUGGAAUAUCAAGGUACAUUUUCGUAACUACCCAGCGGCGCAUUUGUUUCGAGACCAGUCAGCGGCUACAGCGCAAGAUUUUUUCAUGUCCAUGAUCAAAGAGGCAGAUUUUCUACGGUACGGUAGUACUAAACGAGUAAUGAACCUCUCAAAAAGCGACCAAACUCAACUUUGGGAAAGUCUCUGCUCAAAUGACUUUGAUUCCUUUUGGAAAGUCAAUCAGCGUUUAAUACCAGUCGAUGAUCAAGUCGUACGUCAUAUUCCAUUGCGACUGUAUUUACCGGACGACUGCCCUGUUAUUCAAGAUCGCGUAUCCCCUCGCACGGAAGAUGGUGAAGAGCUGACCAUGGAGCAGAUCAUACGAGAACUUUUGCCAACGCUCGAUACAAGCAAGAGUAAAGCGGUCUGCCAUGGAGUGAUCGUCCCCUUUGAUACACCGAUCAUUUGGGCGUCAAGAAAUUUAGCAUAUCCAGAUAAUUUUUUGCAUAUUGCACUUUUCUAAAAAUACAGACAUGGUUGAUUUUUGAAAGCAGAGCCCGCCAGAGGAGGGUAUGCAUAAUGUACAUUCUAUUGACUAUAUGACAGAGGAAAAAAUGAGAGAAAUGCAGGUUCGCCUAGA
Umbelopsis ramanniana AG is the source of this 1220-nucleotide messenger RNA. RefSeq lists its product as uncharacterized. Gene Ontology annotation, biological process: cellular response to nitrogen starvation; C-terminal protein lipidation; nucleophagy. The transcript is spliced from 6 exons. Lineage: Eukaryota; Fungi; Mucoromycota; Umbelopsidomycetes; Umbelopsidales; Umbelopsidaceae. The record is from RefSeq and is a predicted model, not a curated record. Gene Ontology annotation, cellular component: phagophore assembly site membrane; Atg12-Atg5-Atg16 complex; cytoplasm. Bases 270 to 1103 code for a protein of 277 amino acids.